Funneliformis mosseae is the source of this 981-nucleotide messenger RNA. Lineage: Eukaryota; Fungi; Glomeromycota; Glomeromycetes; Glomerales; Glomeraceae. The record is from the annotation of a GenBank genome assembly.
AUGCGUAGAACAAAAAAUUUUCGAAUAUUUAUUGAAGAUAGUAGUAGUUCUCAAGAAGAAAAUAAAGAAAUCACAAGAUCAGAAAAGAUAUUGAAAAGCGAAAGGAAAGAAGCAAGUGAAUUUCAAGAGGAGAAAGAAGAAGGUAAAGAAAUUAGGGAGUCUGAAGAGGAAAACCCUUUAUCACAUAAAAUUUAUCAUAGGUUAAAGAAUUAUAGCAGCCAAGGAAUAAAAAGAAAAAUGAAUGAUAAUACAAGCGAUGAAGGUAAUUACAGGUCAGAUGAUAAUUUAUUAAAAACAAUACAAAAUAAUGGACAAAUCGCAUUGAGAAAAUUUAAUAGAAUUCAUGAUAAAAUAAAUAUACAAAGUGACGGAUCCAAACAUAAAGGAAAAGGGGUAAAAGACGAUUCUACUUAUGAAGAAGAAUCUAUUAAUGGUGAUGAAGAAUAUCAAGAAGAUGGAAAAGAAGGAGGUACAACCAUCAUAAGGAGUAAAAGGUUAAAAGAUAAACCGAGUUCGGUGAACUAUGCUAAAGAAAAUUUUUGGAUGAUUAAUGAUAACCUUGAGGGAAGUGAUGAAGGGUCGAAGAUGAAAGUUGAUAAUCGAGAUAGUGAUGAAAAUGGUGAAAGUGAACGUGACUAUAUAGUUUCUGUUAUUGAAGGAAUGAAGUGUAAAAAGAAUGAGGACGACGAAGAUGAAGAAAUGAAUGACGAAGAAUCACAUGUUCCUUUCACCGAAAGAAAUGGAAUGGAUAAUAAUAAUAGUAGUAACGUUAAUCGUAAGUUAAAAUUAUCUCACGAUCAAUUAUUUCAUCCAUAUCGUUUGGAUAAUAGAAUAAGAAUGAUUGAACAAACUCUGCAGAGAACAACUUGGAAAGAACAUUUAAGUGAAACGCAAAAAGAUGAUGAUGAUUCAUCACGUGAUAAUCCAGGACAAAUUCAAAACUCUUCUCUUAUUACUUAUAAUCAUUUUCCUAACGUUUAA